Phytophthora nicotianae INRA-310 is the source of this 1646-nucleotide messenger RNA. RefSeq lists its product as hypothetical. Gene Ontology annotation, cellular component: endoplasmic reticulum. The record is from RefSeq and is a predicted model, not a curated record. Bases 424 to 1368 code for a protein of 314 amino acids. Gene Ontology annotation, molecular function: protein-folding chaperone binding; misfolded protein binding. NCBI's taxonomy places the organism in Eukaryota, Oomycota, Peronosporomycetes, Peronosporales, Peronosporaceae. The transcript is spliced from 3 exons.
GUUCUUCCUGCUGCACGCUCACUCGGGAUCUCGCAACAAUAUUCGUGUCGUCCUCUGGACGUUCACUAGUCCUAUCUCCGCUGAGUCGCUCUCGGUCUUGAGCCAGUAGUAGGUCCUCGUCAUCUAGCAGCACAAAGCGCGGAGAAAACUCGGGCGGCGCUCGCUCGUCGGCGUCACUCAGCAGCUCGUCGUCCAGUAGCUCAUCUCCACUCAGCGACGCGAGUCCCAGCGCUGGGUCGGAGAUAUUAAAGCCGUUGUCCCGCAGAAACUGGUCCACACUCGACAAGCUCUCGUCGUCCAUACCGAGUGCGGUUCAAACUGAAAAGUGAAGGCGCAAUAGUGAAGUUUUCCAUUUUAUAGGGAUUGUACUCAUUAUGAUUGGGACCUAAGCCUUAUUGAAAUGAUUGGACAAAAAUAUUCACAAUGCUGUUAGCAGCUAUGCGCAUCCAGCUCCUCGCGUUGCUGGCGCUGCUACUGCUGGUAUCCAGUGCCGAUGUCCUCGCAGAGGACCCGUAUAAGGUGUUAGGCGUCAAGCGUUCGGCCUCUGAGGCCGAGAUCAAGCGCGCAUACCGCUCACUGGCGCUCAAGUGGCAUCCAGACAAGAACCGAGACAAUCCGGAGGCUGAGAAGCAGUUUAUGCGCAUCGGAGCCGCCUACGAGAAGCUGACGAACGCUCCAGCAGCAGCGGAGCAGGAGAGAAGGCAAAGAUAUCAACAGCAACAUCAGCGCUACGGAGGAUACAGUCGGGGGUACGGAGGGUACAAUGGGGGCUACGACUACAACUACCAGUAUCAAUACCAGCAGCGCUGGGAUCUAUCGCACCUGACGACGCCCUUCCUAUUGAUGGUACUGCUCGCUGUGGUUAUGGGGAUGCUCUCCAUUGGAAACAAGGCAGCAGAGACCAGCGAGACGCCGCAACAGCCACAGAAAAGUCCAUUAGAGCAGUUGGCCAAGGUCUUUGCGCCGUCGAGUUACGAGCUCAAGCCUGUGUACUUGACGGCAAGAGGGAGACGCACGCUCGUGUUCUUCCCGGAUGAUACAAGACACGGCUGUGGUGUGAGAGACCAGUUCAGUAUUGUAGAGAAGCUGGCGACGGAGUUCCAGCACGACCCGCUUACGUUCUGCUGGGUUGACAUGAACACACAGCCCACGGACAAGCGCGCACUGUGGCAGAAGCAGUUCGGCAAUGCCCCAGCACCAUUCGUUGUGAGUCUCAGUUACAAGGGCAAGAAAAUUUCGCUGCUAUUUCCUCGUAGUGACAGCAACAAUGGUCGUCAAGCGUUAGAAGACGAUGUUCGCAAGUGGCUUGUGCGUCUUUCAGGCGGUGAGAUUCCUCAGAUUCCAUCGACAACAGAUCUCUUUGAUUAGAUAAUCCAGACAAGCUCGCGAGUGGGUAAGCACUGUCACGACAGCAAUGAAUGGCUUGUAUUUAUGUCUUAUUAUUGCACAUUUAAGUAUUUGAGUUCUUUACAGGGUGCCUUUACUAGUAUGUUGCAGCAGCACAUGACGACUGGAACGCUGACGACCGAUAGGAGGAGCAUGGUCGUCUAUCCAGUGCUGCUCGUCGAAGCGGCCUCUCUCGUGGGCAAACACUCCGCUGUCUAAGCUGACUCGACGUCCGAGACUUUCUGGUAUAGUUUGCUGCC